CGGUUGAGUGUUGAGGGCAAUGGAGGCCACUUUGCCGGCAGUGGCAGAGGAGCUUUUGAAAGAGAUAAAAAAGGCUUUCCAGGAGACCUCGCAUGUUCCUGAUGAUCUCCUGCUGGCGCUGAAAUUUGUAUUUGGCUCAUCUGCUGUGGCGGCCUUGGAUUUGGUUGAUCAACACUCAGUCACGCGAAUCGUGUCUCCUAGUGGAAGGGCCAUGUACCAGGUCCUCGGGAGUUCAGGCAAACUGUACACCUGCUACGCCUCCUGCCACUUCUGCACGUGCCCUGCAUUUGCUUUCUCCGUGCUGCGGAAGAACGACAGCCUGGUGUGUAAGCACAUCCUUGCCAUGUACCUCAGCCAGGCCACAGGCGCAUGCCAAGAGCUAUCUGUCUCUGACCAGCAGCUGGCAAGCAUCUUACUGGCAGAAGAAGAGGAGGAAGGACCUGGGACCGUGUGCUAACACCCUCUCUCCUGCAACGCCUCCCUGGCUCCUCUGAGGUACAUUGACUAACAUCCCUAAGCCAAGGGAUCAAGGCAGAUAGUUUUCCUCCCAAGCUGAAUUUAGGCUGGAAAUUAUUUAGCAGACCUGCACCGUUGUAUUACUUAGUUGUGUUGUAAUAAAUGAAUAAUAUGAAGCCUCAUAA
Messenger RNA from Terrapene triunguis (Three-toed box turtle), 641 nucleotides. It is a transcript of the gene ZSWIM7, whose product is annotated as zinc finger SWIM-type containing 7. Gene Ontology annotation, biological process: double-strand break repair via homologous recombination. The record is from RefSeq and is a predicted model, not a curated record. Gene Ontology annotation, molecular function: zinc ion binding. Gene Ontology annotation, cellular component: Shu complex. Lineage: Eukaryota; Metazoa; Chordata; Testudines; Emydidae. The transcript is spliced from 5 exons. The coding region runs from base 20 to 457 and encodes 145 amino acids.